Molecule: messenger RNA, 4260 nt
Organism: Magnusiomyces paraingens
Lineage: Eukaryota; Fungi; Ascomycota; Dipodascomycetes; Dipodascales; Dipodascaceae
Exons: 1
Coding region: 1-4260 (1419 amino acids)
Cellular component (GO): cytoplasm
Molecular function (GO): ATP-dependent chromatin remodeler activity; protein binding; ATP binding
Source: RefSeq, a predicted model, not a curated record
AUGGAUGGGCUUGAAAAAAGCUUUGAUAGUAUGAGCAUUGAUAGCAUCAAUGGAUCAUCACGACCGGGUUCAAAAAGCAUGACAUUUGCUCAGCGUCUUGAGCGUAACAGGCAAAGCUCAAGGUCUGUAGAUUCCGCAGGUUCUCAGCCCUCAGUAACCAUGGAUAGUCCUCCUCCCAAGAUUAGUUCUGGUCAAUUAUUUGAAAAUAAUACUUUUGCUACGCCUGCUUCUAAUGCUCGUUUUUCAACUUCCCAAAACAACACUAAUGGAUCUACGCUUUUUGGUAGCCAGCGUGCUACUUCUGAAGAUUCAAAAUCUUUCUUGGGUACCCCGGCAGCUGCAAGCACCCCAUUUACGACCCAGAAAGGUUCAUCUUCUGGGUUUUCAGAUAAUGCCAAAGGAGAAAAUGGCAAGCUUCGUCAGUUUAUGAAGGUUGAAGAAGACUCUUUUAUGCGGUCAAAGGCUUUGAAUGUAUCAUCGCCUACUUUUACUUUUCAAACUGCUGGCCAAGUAAAAACUGAACCAAGCAAUCUCCCAAAGUUUGCUUCAUCUUCAUCUUCAUUUGUUGGUUUUGGACAAAAUUCUGCUAACCUUUUUUCAGGAAAAAAUCCCAUGUUUAGUAAGAAUGAUGACACUGAAGAUUCCGUAUCUGAUGAUUUUUCAAAAAAGUCACUAUUUGGUACUCCUACUGAAGCUACCCGAACUCCUUUUGGGGAACAAAAGUCUACGUUUGGGUCCUCAACAAGUUCAUUCGCCCAACCAAAGUUUAAAGGCAAUUCCAACCUUUUUUCCGGAAGUACCCCUAUUUUUAGUAAGACUGAGGAUUCCAAUGAAUCUAAAUCUGAUUUCUCAGAGAAAAAGUUCAGUGUUGGGUUCUCAGAUGAUUCCCAAAACACACCUUCGCCUUUCCCAGUAUCAAAACCAAACGUUAAGGAUUUCAAGGAAUCAUGGCCCCAGUUUACUACCACCAAUCAAUCGAAUAUGUUCUCAAGUAGUAGAUUUGCAUCCGAUAACACUGAUACCCCAGUUGGUUUUAAUCCUAAUUUAGAAAAAAAGCCAUUGUUUGAAAAUACUGAUGUAACAACAGCUUUUGGAGAUGCAUCAAAGUCUUCAACAAGUCAAUUUUCUCAAUCAAAGUCUACCAAUUCCUUCAAACUUUUUUCUGGCAACAACCCUAUGUUUAGCAAGACUGAGGAUUCUAAUGAAUCUAAAUCUGAUUUCUCAGAGAAAAAGUUCAGUGUUGGGUUCUCAGAUGAUUCCCAAAACACACAUUCGCCUUUCCCAGUAUCAAAACCAAACUUUAAGGAUUUCAAGGAAUCAUGGCCCCAGUUUACUACCACCAAUCAAUCGAAUAUGUUCUCAAGUAGUAGAUUUGCAUCCGAUAACACUGAUACCCCAGUUGGUUUUAAUCCUAAUUUAGAAAAAAAGCCAUUGUUUGGAAAUAUCGAUGUAACAAAUCCUUUUCAAGCGACACCAAAGUCUUUAUUUGGGUCAUCCUCCACCCCAUUUUCUCAAUCUAAGCCAGAUAAUCAAUCUACCCCAUUUUCAGACAGAAAGCCUGCAUUUGGCCCAGCUAAGUUUUCAGAUGGUUUCAAUCCUAUUUCAAAAGACAAGCCGUUGUUUGGUGGAUCAGCUUCAGCCUCUUUUGCAGGAUCACAGCCUGUGUUUGGUUUUCAUGAUUCAGAAAAAUCCAAUACUAAUAAUAGUUUAUUUAAAUCAUCUUCUGAUUCCAGUACGCCUAAAGGAUUUAGUGAUGGCACAAGCUAUAGAACUGGUCUUUUUAAUGAAGAGUUGUCUUUCCAGUCUUUUUCUCCAUCUAUUAAAGGGGAAAGUGAUAGAAACGAUGUUAGUUAUACUGAGGUAGGCAAAGAAGAGUAUGAGUAUGAGGAAGAGGAAGAGGAGGAGGAAGAAGAGGAGGAAGAAGAGGAGGAAGAGGAAGAGGAAGAGGAAGAGGAGGAAGAGGAAGAGGAAGAAGAAGAAGAAACACCACGCCGGCGGUUAUCAUUUGGUAUGUCUUCGCCAUUUGAUUUGACUGAUGGUGAUGGUUCAUUAAAAAAGAAAUCAUCUUUGGAGUCUUUGGAAAAAGCUACUGGGUUUUUUGCUAAAAAGAAAGAGGAAUAUUCCAAUGAUUUUAUUUUUAAGAAAGAAGACCCUGAGUUGAAACCAAAAUUCCUUGCAAAUCAACCUGAGAGGUUUCAGAAGCUUCAGCCUAAUAAAGGCCUGCCCAAAUUCUUGUUGAAAUCGAAAAACGUUAGCAUGAAAUCCACGGUUACUAAAAAUGAAACAGUAAAACAAGCAGAGCCCUUGUUAAAGCAGGAAAACAAUACCUCUGCUGAAAUGUUUGCAAUAAAUCCCAAGGACUGGAAGUCGGCAGGACCCGUGGAUGUGGCUGCAUUUAAAAACAUGACAUGGACUGAUCCUGCUUUAGCACAAGAAUCUAGAGCUGAAGCUAGGCAAGUAUCUGAUGGUUUGGGAACUGCACCUACAUCAGCAGACGUGACCAAAUCUGUAAAAAGUCUAUUCGAUUCGCUGAACGUGGUGGAAGAUGACGGCAAAGGGGAGCCAGACGAAAUUGCCCUGACAGUGAAGAAUUGUAACGUGGAAGGACUUAAGGUUCCGCUCAAAGCACAUCAAGUUGACGGCGUCAAGUUUCUUUGGCGCAGAGAACGGCCUGAUGUGGAAGACAAGGGUGGAUUGCUCUGCGAUGAUAUGGGUCUGGGCAAAACAGUACAGAUGCUGUCGUUGAUUUUGACUCGACAAAUAAAUGAUGAAUUGAAAGCAAAGGAGUCAGCAGAUGACGGUUCUCUCCCACAAAUCAAAACCACCCUGGUGGUUGCUCCAUUGGCACUGUUGCAACAAUGGGCGGCAGAGGUGCGCGACAAGGCACCUUCACUGACUUGCUACGUCCAUCACGGACCCGGCCGAACAAAAAAAGCAUCAGAGCUUGCGAAUUACGAUAUUGUGGUAACGACUUAUAGCAUUGUUGCAUCAGAGUUUGCGGACGGCCAAAGAUCGGGCCCGUUGUUUAAAGUUGGGUUUUGGCGAAUUGUGCUUGACGAAGCACACAACAUCAAGAACCGGCGGACGAAAAGCGCAAUUGCAGCGUAUGCCUUGGAAGCACCCAGACGGUGGGCCAUGACGGGGACACCGCUGCAAAAUGGAGUGGACGAAGUGCAGUCGCUGCUUGCGUUUGCUCAUCUCCCGCCUUAUGACAACUACAAUGUGUGGGGGGAGCAGAUUGGAACUGUGAUGAAGUCAAGACCAGAAACAGCGCUGUUGCGCCUGCAAAUGGUGCUGCGUGGGUGCAUGUUGCGACGGAAAAAGGAGCUGGUGGAAGGGCUACGGGAUGAGCUGCCAGCACGACGAGUGCACCAGGUGGCGCUUGAUUUUUCUGAGCAGGAGCGCAAAGUAUACCGGAAAUUUGAAGAGUCGGCUAAGAAAAAGUUGCAACAGUGGGGCGAGGAAGAACAAAAUGUCGGGUACAUGCGGGCAAUGGUAUUACUGCUACGGUUGCGACAGAUUUGUUGCCACGCAUGGCUUGCCACCAAGGCUCUGGAGGAAAUAGACUUGGACGAAGAAUUGAGCAGAAUGUCUGGGGAAGAGACUUUUGAUGACUCGGAUGAUGUAUCACGGGUGCUGGAGCAGCUUACUCUUGAGGGCCGGCCACGGACAACGCAGGAAGAGGAUGAAGGCAAAGGCGGGACGUUGCGUGGGGAUUCGAGUAGCAAGAUGCUUGAGCUUUUCAGGAUUUUAGGGAGUGACAGAGAGCGCAAGACAAUUGUGUUUAGCCAGUUUACUUCGUUUCUUGAUUUGGUUGGGCCCGCGCUUCGUCGGCGCGGAAUUGCCUAUGUACGGUACGACGGUGCAAUGAGUCCGAGAGAGCGAGAGCGAGCGUUGAGCGAUUUGCGCGGAGAAAAUGGUGGGCCUGAGGUGAGUGUAUUGUUAUGUUCGCUCAAGGCCGGAGCUGUUGGGCUAAACUUGACGUGUGCUUCUCAGGUGGUUUUGCUGGACCCGUGGUGGAACCCAAUGAUUAUGGAGCAGGCCAUUGAUCGUGUGCAUCGGAUCGGGCAGCAACGGGAUGUGGACGUGUACGAGCUGGUGAUGGGCAAAAGCGUGGAAGACCGGAUUCUGGCACUGCAAGAAAAGAAACGACAGCUGGCUAAUGCUGUGGUUGAAGGAAGCAGUCGUAAAGCUGCGGCAGCUCAAAUGGCUGGCAAUAAGUUGAGUCUUGGAGAGCUUUUACAGCUUUUUGAAGCUUGA